Molecule: messenger RNA, 9400 nt
Organism: Oxyura jamaicensis (ruddy duck)
Lineage: Eukaryota; Metazoa; Chordata; Aves; Anseriformes; Anatidae
Gene: RNF150
Product: ring finger protein 150
Exons: 7
Coding region: 37-1335 (432 amino acids)
Source: RefSeq, a predicted model, not a curated record
GGCCGGCUGCGGGGGGGCGGGUGGGGGGGCCGGCAGAUGAAGAUGGCAAUGUCUGUGAUCCAAGCGUGCCGCAGCCUGGCUCUCUCAACAUGGCUGCUGUCCUUUUGUUUCGUGCAUCUGCUGUGCCUGGACUUCACCGUGGCCGAGAAGGAGGAGUGGUACACGGCCUUCGUCAACAUCACCUACGCCGACCCGGCGGGCGGCAGCGCCGAGCUCCGCAGCGAGAAGAGCGAGUGCGGGCGCUACGGCGACCAGUCGCCCAAGCAGGACGCCCGCGGGCAGGUGGCCCUCUCCGCCUCGCCCGCCGACCGCUACGCCUGCGACCCCGGCACCCGCUUCAAUGCCCCCGCGCCGGGCAAGAGCUGGGUGGCCCUCAUCCCGCGGGGCAACUGCACCUACAAGGACAAGAUUCGCCACGCCGCCGCCCAGAACGCCUCGGCCGUCGUCAUCUACAACGUGGGCUCCAGCAACGCCAACGAGACCAUCACCAUGCCCUACGCAGGCCUAGAUGAUGUUGUAGCAAUAAUGAUUCCUGAACCCAAAGGAAAAGAGAUUGUGAGCCUCCUGGAGAGGAACAUCACUGUGAUGAUGUACAUAACCAUUGGGACACGCAACUUGCAGAAGUACGUCAGCCGGACCUCCGUGGUGUUCGUCUCCAUCUCCUUCAUUGUGCUGAUGAUCAUUUCACUGGCAUGGCUGGUCUUCUAUUACAUCCAGCGAUUCCGCUACGCAAAUGCCAGAGACAGAAAUCAGCGCCGGCUUGGAGAUGCUGCAAAGAAAGCAAUCAGCAAGCUGCAAGUCAGAACAAUCAGGAAAGGUGAUAAGGAAACUGAGCCAGACUUUGAUAACUGUGCUGUUUGUAUUGAAGGCUACAAACCCAAUGAUGUUGUCAGAAUUUUACCUUGCAGGCAUCUUUUUCACAAGUCCUGCGUAGACCCCUGGCUGCUAGACCAUCGUACCUGCCCUAUGUGUAAAAUGAAUAUUUUAAAAGCUCUAGGGAUCCCGCCAAACGCGGAUUGCAUGGAUGAUAUACCUCCGGACUUGGAAGCAUCCAUAGGAGGACCUCCAACCAACCAGAUAACAGGAGCCAGUGAUACGACAGUGAACGAGAGCUCCGUAGCUCUGGAUCCCCCGGUGCGGACUGUGGGAGUGCUACAAGUCAUCCAAGAUAUAGACUCCUUUCCCCAGGCUGGGGAGGGUAACUUCACAACAAGCAAUGAACAGGAGCCAGCAGUCAGCAGUGAUUCAGAUAUUUCAUUGAUUAUGGCAAUGGAGGUUGGACUCUCCGAUGUGGAGCUUUCCACUGAUCAAGACUGCGAAGAGGUGAAGUCUUGAAAAACAAACAGAGCUCCGACACUAAACUGCAGGGGAGGGUCACAGGGAGGGACCGAGUCAGCUUUCUAUGAUUUGGACCAGUCAUGCACAUGCCUCCAGAGCACUGUCACUCCUGCACACUCCAUUCUGAGAUGGUCACGAAAAGCAAUAGCAACAGUUGUGUCUGCCUGGAUGCAGUUCCAUCAUCUUACAUACGUUUGGUUUGUUCACAUGGGAGAUGAACACUUCCAGUUUACCCACGUGCUUGAGAGCAGUCAUGUAACUCUUCAUGGCUCAUAAAUACACAACUGAAAUGACAGCUUGAGUGUUUUCUACACUUGUUCGAUCGUGUUUUUGUUUCCCCCUUUUUUUUUUUUUGAAAAGACGGAUGUUUGUUACAUUUGAUUGUUUAUAGUUUGUUAUGGAUAGACACGCUAUUUUUGUUGACUAUUUUUGUUGACUGAUGCCCAGCUUUUUCAAGAGUUCAAUCCAGAAACCUGAAUCUCUGUUCAUUGGUUACUUCGUGAUCCAGCUCCGGGAUGUAUCACUGCCUGUUGCUUCUUAAUGAAGUACACAGGGCUUCAGAAGGAUGGUGCACCAGCACCCUGUAAUAAUGUGAAGCCUGCUUUCAUUAAGUGGGGCCUUGGAAACUGUGUAUUCUGAAGGCCUUUAUUUGUAAGAGAGCUCUGAAUUAAAAAAGAUUGCAGAGAUUUGCUUUAAAACAGCAUUAUGUUGACUUUUAUGUAGAGCUCUAUUUGAGACAAGUAUGGUACAGUGUUGAGGGAAAGAAAAGCAUUAAGCUUCACCCGGUCCUUGUGAUCCUUUGCUAGAUGUAUGCUAUCAGUAGUGGUCAGAACAGUGACAGCCUUUCUUCAAGUUACAGGGCUAUAGCUGGAAAAGAUCGAGUGUAAUAUUGCAUCUUUGCUUAACUUUACAGACCAGAUCUGACCAGUAGGCUGAAAGAGUCUGAGGGAUUUCCAGAGGGUGCUUGUUAAUAGCUGUGCAUUAUGCGGACAAAAAAACUGUUCUUAGAUGGGAUCUGGAGAUGCUGAUGUUGGUGUCAGGAAUUGUUAAUGAAGCAGGAGGCAGCUGGAUGAAAUGUUUACUUACCGCUUUGUGUUUUUGUUUUUGUUUUUUCUUUCUGUGUUUCUCCUCUUUUUUUCCUUUUUUUUUUUUAACUGCAGUUUUUGCCAGCUUGUUACCCAGCACAAGAGUUCAGGUGGUUCAUUGCCCUCCAGAGUCCCUGUUAACACUGCUGCAAGCAUAACGGAAUACUUGCAAUUUAUAUAAGUAUAUAUACCAAAACACUUUGGGUAGGGAGGAAGGAGUUUGUAAAUAAGGAGAAGUAACACAAAUCAGAAUGUCUAAAUAAUGACCUGUGAUUAUUGUUAGUCCAUACUGAGUUAUGCUUUCCAGGAAAAAAGCUUAUUUUUACUUGUUCAACCUAUGAUUUCAUUUUUCAAAAUAUUCAUCUGUGAAAAAGCACUCUUAGUUAACUGUUCUACAAGAGUAAAUGCUUUCUGUUGACAGUCAGAUGAUUUGAAUCACAUUACUGGCACCCGAGUAGGUCAGCAGAAUCAAUGAUUUGUCUUAUAUCGAAAUUUCAUGGAGAGGUCAGACAUCUUCACUUGUGUCACAGCAGCAUCUCAAAACGCCACUGUUAGCAGUCUUGCUAUAUUUAAUCUUCCUUAUGGAUUUAUUUAUUAGCUGUGGAAAACAGCUCCCACCCAAAAUUCAUUUUAUCAGAUCUUAUUCAGGAACAAAUGUGGUUAGAACUAUCCCUAAAAUUUUGGACAACUUGCUUUUUUUAUUACAGGAAGAAGGAAGAAUUAUCCUCCAUACUUUUGGUUCAGUUCAUUUUAUAGCUUAUUUUUUGUGAUGUUCUUAGUCCUAAAUUGGAGGGUAUCUUUGAGGCUUCAAAACCAUGAUCCAGACAUGUGCCAUUACAUUUUUAUAUGACAUUCAAAAGAACAUCUCUUUUUAAUUAGAGAUGCAAGCAGUUGGAAAUCUGUUUGUUGUAAAAAGGAAGUUAGAGACUGUUCUGCAGGGCGCGGCUGAGUCACUCUUGCCAAUAGUUGUGGUUCUGUUAUCACAUUUUCCUUAUUCUUUAAUACCUCCUCUGUUCCCUGCCACUCUGGGAAAGGCCCACGCUGUCAGGGGAACCGAUGCUGAAAUUUACCCCUUCACAAGAGUUCACACAAGGUACCAAUCACAUCAGCUCCACUUAAGCUCUGGUAGUAAUGCUGAAGUACAAUUUAAGUGGUGCUUAUACCUCAUACUGGCCCUUCACACAGGAGUGAAAUUCAUCGUGAGUGACUUCAGGGGAAAGAGAAGCUGGUUAUGUACCCAGUCAGGUCUCCCUAUCAAAGAGCACACACCGGUACAGUUUCUUCCCUAGCGCUGGAGCCUGGGUGCUACAUGUCACAGGAACAUCACGAACACGAUGUCCAAGUUGUCAGUGAUCCUCUAACAUCUGCCCGCGACUCCCAGCACACAAACAGAACUUCUGGCUGAUUCAUUUGGGUUUCAGAGGACCUGUCACAAAGACUUCUUUUUAUUUUACAAGCUGAAUUAACUUAAUGGACAAACUGACCAAUUGUCUGUUGCUGUAAUGGAGUCCCCCACAGCACAGCAGAGCAAGCGAGGUCUGUGUUUGCACAAUAGGCUGGGGGGAAAAAAAAAAAAAAAAAAAAAAGGAGGUGAUGCUGAAGUGGGUCAUUUGCAGGCAAAAUCCUUAAAGGGAGAUGUGCUCAAUGGGACAACACACAGACUGUAUCUGAGACCCUGCCCAUGCUGCUAGAAGCUGGGAAAGGGUUUUGGAGAGGGAACACACUUUGCAUGCUCUUUCUCUAAGUAUCCCAUCCUAGAUCUGGUCCUUCAGGGGCCAAGGCUGGCCACCAUCAGGGACAGGGUGCUAGGCUGGGUGAGAUGAUUUUGUGCACCACCAUAUAGUCUUUCAGAAGAAUCAUCCUAGCAAAUCUGGGUCAGGAGACUUUAAGCUUUUGUUUUCCAAUUUCUGCAGUUUUGCUCAGGAAAGAUGUUUCUCCGUCUCUCUCUUCAGGUGCUGUGUAGCUCUGAGCGCUGUUACGUGAUAACAAGUGCAAGGCCAGGUUACACAGCACUGAAGGCAGAACUUAGGAAAGCACUUAAGUAAAUGUUUUAAUCCGUCCUCAUUCAGAAAAGCACUUAAGGCUAAUUAAUGUUGGACUUGCUCUGAAAUUACAUUAUUUUCAACAGGUCUUCUAUAGCAUAUUUAAGACUCUGGGUCAAAUGGAAAUGUUUUCCUCAGCAGGUCCUGGCUCAAAUGUCCUUUGUAUAUAUAACCUGUGAAAUGCCUUGGCAAUUUGAGGUGCUUCAUAAAUAUUAAGACCCCAGAGGUAUGUUUGUAACACAUGUGAAAGCCUUCAUUCUGUAGAUCCUCAUGCCCAUGCACAGUUUUGCCUAUGUGAAUCUCUCCCCUGUAAUUCCUCACAGGGUAAAACUAAAUCUCCUCAUGGGCUGGUUUGGGCGUGAUCAGUCCCUUCCUGAGCGUUUUGUGAUUCCUCGGUACUGCUGCCCACCACACCAGGGCUCUGGCAUUAAAUAGUUGGGAUUCGUAUGCUGGGGGCAUGGCACUGCCUGCUCAGAACAGAGAGCAGCCUCUAGACUGCAGGCAGGAGGGAAAAAAAUAAUAAUAAUAAAAAAGUGCUCAGGUGUGUUAUUCUGCACACUCGCUCCGUGGUGUGGAUGGCUUUGCUGCAGCAGCCGCUGCCUGGACAGCACAGCUGGGACGGGGGGCCACAUCCUGCACAGGGCUGGUGGCCAGAAGGCAGCACAGCUCUGAAAAAACGUUCUUGUCACUAGGCUCAUCUUGUGUCUCUGUAAACUUCCUGUUCCUAUGACUCUGAGGCUCUUUUCUCUUAUUUCCCAUUGGCAAGCACAGUAUGGGAAAAGCGUUCGCCAGCUUGUCUUCACUCUGGCUGGGUUGCAGGAGGAAACCUGGACAGGCAGAGCCCAUGCUCUGAGUUCCCUUUGGUUUUCACGGGUUUCACUGAACUGCUUCCCCAAAGGCCCAUUCAAUAGGCAGAAGGAUGUAAGAAGUUGCAUGGGCAGAGUUUUGUGCUCAGAACCAACCUAAUUCAUGCGUGUGGAUGUGCAAGGCACCAGCUCUGCCACAUCCCUUCCUCAGCUCACCCAUUCUGCUGCAGGAACAGGUCUGGCACUGAGUGUUUUAGGCUGAGUGUUUUAGGUUUGUUUUUUUCCCAACUGCUUCAGAACUUCAAAAACAGGACAGGGACAAUGGUAGUGCUGCAGUCUGUUCUUUAAGCAGUCUAUAGAAUUAAAAUUCCACAUACGCAUAUACAAGUACAUUGAUACAGCUAUGGAAACUGCAUUGUAGUGAAAACAGAAGCUGCUGCCAUUUUUAGAGUGUUUCCAUAUGUGAGAGAACCUGGCAAUAAAGAAAAAGGCUUUAUAGAAGCAACUUGGAAAAAAAUGUUGAGAUCACAUACUAUGAGAGGUCCCUAGGAUCUCACUGCUUUAAUUUAAUGACGUCUGGGUCAUUUCCAGAAGAUGCUGUUGCAAGAAAGUCCAUACUUUGUCUCUUGUUGAAUGACCAGUUUGUGAUAUGUUCUUACUUUGUUAACAAAAUGAACCCAAGCAGUGGAGACAGAUCUAGCUCAGAAUUCAGUGUUUCACAAGGAAUAUGCAUUUUGUGAUCCGAAGUCUUUGUUGUUGCACCUGUUUAUCCACCCUCUUUUCCCCUUUGCUAAAUAAAAAGAAACGCUUGUCCAACUUGAAAAAUGUUGAGCUCAGAAGAUGUUUGCAUGCAGAAGGAUUGCCAUGGCAGGUAUCUGCAGAUCACUUAACACCUCUACGUGCUUUUAGUCAUCAGUACACAGUGACAGAUUUUCUGUAAAACAUGUUAUAUUUCCCAUUCUGGUUAAACCUGGAGUGCAGUCAUCAUAUAAAUUUUCCAGUUUUUUGCCUUACAAACGUUUUCCUUUGAAUGUAUGCUGCAGCCCCUCGAGGGCAUUCAGUGAUUAAUGGGCAAAGAUCAGGGCACGAGCUCUCAUGGAUAAUCUCAAGGCUGCAAGCCCUUGUUGUGACGAUUGGUCUGUACUGAAACGAUGACACAGGUUAUGUUCAGCAGUGGGAGAUGCCUUUCAGCAUGGGCAGCAGGCAGCUCCCAGGCUGUGUUUGUAAGAGGCUUGUUCCUUCUUGGUCGUUGUCCAUAGAAAACUGAUGAGCAUAUAGUGUGAAAUAAGCCAGGAGUGUGAGUUUACAGUCUGUGCAAACCAAGAAAACCGAUAGUCAUUUAUGGCCUUCUAUUUCACUAGCAAUAAUGAAGAUUUUUUUUUUACCCAUUGUUCUUGUAGAGCCCAGUUGUAGGGUGAAAGCUACUGGUCUGCUAGAGCUGUGGGCCAGGACGAGUCCAAAUACAAGCAGGAGGACUUGGUUUGCUCUUGUGAUGCAUCUGUUUUGCAGGACUGAAGCAGCAGAGAAAUCCAGCCUAUUUCUUGCCAGCCCCAGGCACGAAGGAUCGCGAUAACAUGAGCCUUGGCUGCAGGGAAGGGAAACACUGGGAUCAAACUAAGGCCACGCAGCUCCUUCCCUCAUGCCUCUCCCUCCGGUUGCUUCACACCAACCUCAUGUAGCGCCCAGCCGGAGGGAGGCAGCCAUGGUGCAGAGGGGCAGUGCCUUCGGGUGCACCCCAUGCAUCGCCCUGGUAGCAUGGAAGGCCUCACGGAUAAAUGUCCUGUGGUACAGCUCAUCAUGGGGGCUGAGGAAGAGGCAGGCCCUGGGCCUUGGGCAGAUUCAGGGGAACCCGACUGCUUUGUAAGCGAGGCUGCUGCCUGUUAGCUGCUGCUGGACUGCUGCUUCACUGAGGAGCACUGAGUGCAAACAGGCUCAUUUCAUUUACAGAUGCAGUGUUUGAGCGUAUACAGGGCAACCAGUCUGACAGAUACAAAUCAACUCAGUUAAAGCAGCAGCAAAAAACAACAUAAGGAAAUAUUUUAGGGGAAAGGGAAAAUGAGGGUGGAGGUGUUGUUUUAGCAGACUCUUUGAAUAGGGACAACUCAUCCAAGGCAAGCAGUUCUUUUCUUCAGACAAGCUGUUACCUGAACUAAAUGAUAGCUCUGCAGCUGGCAGGGGAUCCAGGGGUGCGCGUGCAGCAGAUGGCAGCUGGGGGCUGGGGGCGCCGAGCGAGGGCCAAGGGUGCCCUCUGCCGCGCAGCUGACAACCACCAGGCAGGAGCUGCUCCCAGCACUUUCUCUUCCCUGGUACUUCUGUUCUGUGGAAAACAUAAAUAAAUAAAUAAAUAAAUAAAUAAAUAAAUAAAAGCUUUCUGAGCACAAGCUGUAUUUCAAAGAGAGAAACAGAAGAGAUGAGAGGAAUGAAAUGCGUUGUGGAGUUUGAAUGGAAAGCCAACGGAUGAGUUUUCCAUCUGAAAUUAAUCUUGCCCCUCCCAACUAUUUUAAUUGUGAAUUGGUGGAAGUUCAUUCUUUCUGGAGUGAAUGCCAAGAAGAAAAAAAAAAAAAAAAGGAGAAAAAGAAGAAAUAGUGUUUUCCCUUUUUAUUUCCUGAUUUUUCAAGUCCUGUGUAGUGUUUAAAAUAAUAAGAUCAAGGCGCUUGGUUGCUCUGAAUGUAUACGGUUAUUACAGAUGUCAAUAUCUAAACGUUUUGUAUGUACUUAAUACCAUCCUCACUUUUUGUUUCACGUUUAGGAACCUGAAAUGACUGUACCAUUUUGUAAUUAGAAAUGUAAAGAGGGGACAGUGGGUGGGAGGGUCUGUUAUUUUUAUAGCAAGAUGUUCCUUGUAUUUAGUGAGCAUUUAAAAUGGUUUUGUACUUGUCAAAAUAUACAUUCCAUCCAUUUCCAGAAGAGAAUUAUUUUUAUUUAGAGUAGUUUAUAAGCAAACCAAAAGAAAAUAAAAUAUGAUGUCCCGUUUGUACAUGGUUCAUGAACAGAGCAGAAAUAUCCUGUUUUCCAGUGAUGGCUCCAAAGUUUUUCCAACAAUGUCUCCUCUCACACACUGCACAGCCAUACCAGCAAAUGCCAAUGUUAAAAAGGGAAGGAAAAAAAAAAAAAAAAAAGAACAAAAUAAAUACCAUAUGCAUCAGCACACAGCUUACCAAAAUAAUUUCCAGUUAGGAGACAAUGUUCUGUAUCAGUGAAAUUCUCACAGGAUGAUGUCCGUCCUGCUGAGGACACUGGGAGCGGCUCUGCUUCAGCCCUGCUCCUGCUCCACGGGGCUGACAGCCCGAGGAAGCUGGGGGGACGUGGCAGGGUUGUUGCGCACAUGCAUGCACACACACGUGUGAACUCACUCGCACACUGCAUCUUCUGUUGUCUGCAGGUCCGUCAGGACUGGGGCCUAUUCUUAGCUGAAGCUCUUGCUGGUACUGCAGGCGCUUUCUGUAGCCUGACCGUGUUGUGCUGUUUUUGACAGUGGAAACUGCCCUUCAGCUCCACGAAUACAAUAAAGUUCCUUUCUUCAGGUUGCUACACUUUGGUGUAGGAAACACCUAGAGAAAGACAACGGCAAAAUCAUCUUGUAGCAUUUGUAUAGGCAGUUCUUUUCCUUAGUUAGCUUUUUUUCCUGCUACCUGUGAAUUCACUGCCAAAACAGAGCAGUAGCAGUUUGUGAAGCAAGCCUUUUUUUCUAGCAUUACUUUCUGUACAGCACUGCACAUAUAGUUUAACUCUUUGCUGAUACUUUGUAAUGUGUACAUCUUCCCUUUCAAUGCACUUUAUCUCUUGAAAAAUGUGGAAGUCAGAGAGCUACCACCUUAAAGGGAUUUGCCUGAAAUCAUGGGGCACACACUUUUUUUUUUUUUUUUCAUCUUGCUUUGUUACAUACUGUAAAUGCUAAAGAGCAUGGACAGUGACUCAGCUGGGGGAAGUACCAAAAUGCUAAGGCUAAUAUUUGAAGCGUUAUUCAGUAGUACAACACGGCUAUUUUUGUUAUAUAGAAGAUUAUAAUGUAAAUAUGUGAGACUGUGUUAUUAUGUACUAGUAAAAUAUUGCAACUAUCAAAGUUAAGAUUGUGAAUUCUGAGGAAUUUUAUUGCAAGUUUUUUAAUAAAACGAAUCUGAUUACUGUG